AUGUCAGCAACCAAGCUCUUCACGAGCGCCUCAAGGCUGCUUUCACAGCGAUCUGCCCUUCCUUCCUCAAUACGUCCUUCUUUCCGUAGAGUCGCACCUAUAUCGCUUCCUGCGAUCCGAGGAUAUGCUUCCGGUUCACAGCAGACCUUCACGGUCCGCGACGCACUUAAUGAAGCAUUGGCAGAGGAGCUUGAGCAAGAUGAGAAAGUGUUCAUAUUAGGAGAGGAGGUAGCCCAAUACAAUGGUGCAUAUAAAGUCACCAAGGGACUCCUCGACCGCUUCGGCCCUAAACGAGUCAUCGACACGCCAAUUACAGAAUCGGGUUUCUGUGGUCUAGCCGUGGGUGCAGCUCUCGCCGGCCUGCAUCCUGUCUGCGAGUUCAUGACGUUCAAUUUCGCUAUGCAGGCGAUUGACCAGAUCAUUAACUCUGCGGCAAAGACCCACUACAUGUCUGGCGGUAUCCAGCCCUGUCCGAUUGUUUUCCGCGGCCCUAACGGUUUCGCCGCUGGAGUCGCUGCUCAACACUCACAAGAUUACUCAGCGUGGUACGGAAGCAUCCCUGGUCUGAAAGUGGUCGCCCCAUGGAGUGCGGAGGACGCAAAGGGACUGUUGAAAGCCGCUAUCCGAGACCCCAACCCCGUGGUUGUCCUUGAGAACGAACUGCUAUACGGCCAGGCUUUCCCGAUGAGCGCAGAGGCUCAAAAGAGCGACUUCGUCCUCCCCUUUGGCAAGGCAAAGAUUGAACGACCAGGCAAGGACUUGACCAUUGUCACCCUUUCACGUUGUGUGGGUCUGUCACUCGACGCGGCAGAACAGCUGAAAAAGAACUAUGGCGUUGAAGCCGAGGUCAUCAACUUGCGUUCAAUCAAACCAAUGGAUGUGGAGGCUAUCAUCAAAUCAGUCAAGAAGACAGGUGUGCUCAUGGCGGUCGAAUCCGGGUUCCCUGCCUUUGGAGUCGGUGCAGAGAUCCUUGCCCUAGCUGUCGAAUAUGGGUUCGACUAUCUUCAGGCACCACCGGUUCGUGUUACUGGUGCGGAGGUACCCACCCCCUACGCGCAGAAAUUGGAAGAGAUGAGCUUCCCUCAAGUCGAUACCAUCACAAACUAUGCAGCGAAGCUACUCAAGGUGUGA
Cladophialophora psammophila CBS 110553 is the source of this 1131-nucleotide messenger RNA. RefSeq names its product pyruvate dehydrogenase E1 component subunit beta. Gene Ontology annotation, molecular function: pyruvate dehydrogenase (acetyl-transferring) activity. The record is from RefSeq and is a predicted model, not a curated record. The transcript has 4 exons. Lineage: Eukaryota; Fungi; Ascomycota; Eurotiomycetes; Chaetothyriales; Herpotrichiellaceae. Gene Ontology annotation, biological process: pyruvate decarboxylation to acetyl-CoA. The coding region runs from base 1 to 1131 and encodes 376 amino acids.